This is a messenger RNA of Aspergillus steynii IBT 23096, 1247 nucleotides long. Its product is annotated as mitochondrial 37S ribosomal protein uS2m. The coding region runs from base 44 to 1072 and encodes 342 amino acids. Gene Ontology annotation, biological process: translation. The record is from RefSeq and is a predicted model, not a curated record. Gene Ontology annotation, molecular function: structural constituent of ribosome. The transcript has 3 exons. Gene Ontology annotation, cellular component: mitochondrial small ribosomal subunit; ribosome. NCBI's taxonomy places the organism in Eukaryota, Fungi, Ascomycota, Eurotiomycetes, Eurotiales, Aspergillaceae.
CUUGAGACCAUCGGCGUCAAUACUUACACCAGCACAGCACAACAUGAUUGUCCGGCAUCUGUAUGCGCGGCAGAGCCGCUCGUUUCUUGCCCUCGGCCGCCAGGGUCGCUUUUUCAACAGACUCUACUCAACCGAAACGCCGGUAGUCGAACCUGAGGUGCAAUCUCGUGUUGAAGAUCACUCGGCUCAGUUGGAGAGCUCUUUGCCAUCGAUCUCGGAUGAAGCUCGGAAUGCCGCCCAAGAGGCUUUCGUGAGACGCAAGGAACAAGAAACCAAGUUCCGCGAACUUGGUAGCAAGGUUUCCAAUGCCUACCAGCCCGAGGAUCUCAUUCGAUUCCCCCCCAAGCCUUCGGACAUCACCCUCGAACUGCUCCUCGCCUCCCAGACACACCUCGGACACUCGACGUCUCGCUGGAACCCUCAGAACUCCCGCUACAUCUUCGGUAUUCGUGACGGAAUCCACAUCAUCUCUUUGGAUGUGACCGCCGCCCACCUCCGACGUGCGGCCAGAGUGGUGGAGGAGGUCGCCGCCCGGGGUGGUCUGAUUCUUUUCGUCGGCACACGGCCGGGCCAAAAGCGAUACGUGAUCAAUGCCGCAGAGCUGUCCAAGGCAUACCACGUUUUCGAGCGCUGGACUCCGGGCAGUUUGACCAACGGACAGCAGAUCCUCGGUCACUGCGCCACCAAGGUUGUGAACGCCUUCGACGAGGAGCUGCCUGCCUACCAGGAGGCCUUGGAGGAGCAGUCUGCUCUCAAGCCGGACCUUGUGGUUUGUCUCAACCCCGUCGAAAACGACGUCCUUCUGCACGAGUGCGGUGUGAACAACAUUCCCACCAUCGGCGUUAUCGAUACGGAUGCCGACCCUACCCGUGUCACCUAUCCCAUCCCCUCCAACGACGAUAGUUUGCGUGCCGUCGGUCUCAUUGCCGGCGUCUUGGGAAGAGCAGGCCAGGCAGGUCAGGCCAGGAGGCUGGAGGCGGCAAAGAAGGGCACUUUCACGUACUCAGCGACGACAAUUAAAUUGAGUGAGGACGCCCAGCUAUCAGAAUCUCAGCCGGAGAACAAGCAAUGAAGAUGAAUGGUGACUGUGUUGGGUUUUCUAUCUCGGGGUUUUAUGCCUAUGUCCAAGUUUGAAAAUAUGCCAUGGAACUGUACUGUAUAGAACAUUGUAUAUCCUCUUUUCUGUUUCGCUUUGGUGUUGCUACGUGUAUUAACAAAUUUUAUUCGAAUUGGGAUUUAUCUUCUGC